Paraphaeosphaeria sporulosa is the source of this 867-nucleotide messenger RNA. RefSeq names its product Aldo/keto reductase. Gene Ontology annotation, molecular function: oxidoreductase activity. The transcript has 2 exons. The record is from RefSeq and is a predicted model, not a curated record. The coding region runs from base 1 to 867 and encodes 288 amino acids. Lineage: Eukaryota; Fungi; Ascomycota; Dothideomycetes; Pleosporales; Didymosphaeriaceae.
AUGGGAAGGUUUUCCUUUACGUCCACUCUCCGGAUGCCUUCGGGCUACGAGAUUCCCGUAUUAGGAUAUGGCGUAUACCAGACUCCUGCCAACGUCGCAGCAGAGGUCGUCGAGCAUGCUAUGAAGGUGGGAUACCGCCACGUCGACUCUGCAGUAGCGUAUCGCAAUGAAGCGCCAUCAGCCGAGGGCAUCACGAACUCUGGAAUUCCACGGGAGCAGAUCUUCUUCACCACCAAGAUACCACCGAAGGACAUGAGCUACGAGAACGCCAAGAAGCAUGUGGACAACUCGCUCAGAGAGACUGGAUUUGACUACGUCGAUCUCUAUCUUCUACACUCGCCGUACGGCGGAAAGACCAAUCGCCUUGGUGCUUGGAAGGCGCUCGUAGAAGGCGUUGAGGCAGGGAAGAUCCGGAGUAUUGGCGUAAGCAACUACGGCGUGCAUCACCUUGACGAGCUUGAGGAGUACAUCAAAAGUACGGAUGAGAAGGAUGGUAAGGGUAAAGGGGGCAUCUUGAGUGUCAAUCAGGUGGAGCUCCAUCCAUGGCUUGCGAGAAAAGACAUUGUCGAUUGGUGUGACAAGAGAGGGGUCAUUCUGGAAGCUUACUGCCCCAUCGUGCGUGCCACAAAGGCAGAAGACCCGCUCCUCCUGCCACUCGCAAAGAAAUACGGCAAAACGACGAGCCAGAUCUUGUUGCGUUGGAGUUUGCAAAUGGGCUUCGUACCACUGCCCAAGUCCGUGACGAAAUCACGUAUCGAAGAGAACGCCCAACUCUACGACUUCGAGCUUUCAGCUGAAGACAUGAAGAGUCUAGAUACCGGGGUAUAUGAGCCUUGCGCAUGGGAUCCUACGGUCAGCCGUGAUUAA